Molecule: messenger RNA, 1299 nt
Organism: Oppia nitens
Lineage: Eukaryota; Metazoa; Arthropoda; Arachnida; Sarcoptiformes; Oppiidae
Exons: 2
Coding region: 45-1250 (401 amino acids)
Source: RefSeq, a predicted model, not a curated record
UGGCCAACAAUAACAACAACAUCGACACCAUAAGUGACGACUUGAUGUCAUUGGAAGAGCUGACGAUAGUGGACAUGGACUGUACGGUUGCAGUGCCCCGACUGUCACUGAUGGACACAUUAGUCAAUUACGGCAUCCGAUAUGAACAUCUGGUCCACGACUACAACAUAAGACCCGACAAGAAGCUCAUGAAUCUCAAGGUUUCCAAGAAAUUGUUGUCAUCGUCGCCGACAAAAAAGUCAUCGAAGAAGAAGAAGACGCCGACGAAGAAGACGGCAUUAACGUCGGCGGCGACCGACUAUUUAGACAUUGACGACGACAUUCCUGUGAGUAAAAACAACAAGAGAUCCAAACUGAAGACCAACCGCAAUAGCAAACGACAUAAACCCGAUCCGACACUGUUGUCGUCGCCACCAAAGAACAACAUCGACGACGACGACGACGAUCUCAUCAAUAACAAGACAAACAAGAAAUCAAUGCUUAAGUCAGCGCUGAUGGCAAACAAGUCUUCGUUCAACAACAAAAAGACGGCUAUCAAACCUCUUAAGCAAUUACAACCUUUCAUAAGCUUUGUCAACGGAAACAAAGUCAAUGGAAAUAAUAGUACGAAUAGUGUCAGCAAAAGACCAAAGCUUAAGUCAAAUCAUAAUUACAAGAAACAUAAACCACAGCGAAAGCGAUUCAACGACGACGAAGUCUUUCGUUAUUUAGGCGAAGACUUUUUGGCCAACGAACUACUCUAUAGACACUGCAAUUGUGUCAAUGAGUGCGAAGUAGAUGAGCUGACACUAGCCUUCUAUCAGAUGUGUAGCCGACUCGACGACAAUCAAUCGCUACCCAAACAUCUCGACCAAGCGGUCAACGGUGUCGGCGAUAUACUUAAUACUAGUGACUCUGAGUUAGAUGAGACCUGCGAUGACAUUAACGAUCCGAAUUUAGCCAAUGAGCUGCCUCAGGCCGAAGAAGUAUACAAUCAGGCCAUUAACGACAAUUUCAUCCAAGGUAUAGAACAGUUUCUCAAGUGUACCGACACUAAAGGUGCCGAUUGUUAUCAAAAUCUUAUCGAUACUGAUAUCGACGGUAAUGAUGGUGAUCAGCGACCAAACUUUGUUACACCAGCAGCUGCUGCUGUGCCGUCUACGCCUACACCGUUACCGCAUGACUUACUUGGUGACGAUUUUGCUGAUCUACCUGAUCUGCCACUGGAUGAGUUGGAUCAGUAUCUUAAAGUAGAUCAGAAAGUAGAUUAAGAUUAUCGUAACUAUAGUUAUAUUUAUAUAUUCUGUAUAUUAAUUAUUA